Messenger RNA from Bactrocera tryoni, 1133 nucleotides. RefSeq lists its product as uncharacterized. The coding region runs from base 98 to 409 and encodes 103 amino acids. The record is from RefSeq and is a predicted model, not a curated record. NCBI's taxonomy places the organism in Eukaryota, Metazoa, Arthropoda, Insecta, Diptera, Tephritidae. The transcript is spliced from 2 exons.
CAACAACUCAGUGAAAAGAUCCAUUGUGGAACAACUUCAAACAUUUUUCCAUCAACACAAUGAAUUAGUUGCAUUAUUCACAACUGCAUUAGACCGCAUGCCAUCAGAUAAUCAUAAAAUUGUCAUCAGAGCCGAUAAGGCGCCUGCAGGACAACAUGCUGGACGUUUUAAUGCGCCAACAAUUGAUGAAGUGGCUAUUGUCGUCGUGGGAGAAAAUUUAGAAAACCGAGACAUUGUUUUACUUCGACGGAACGAUCAACUUCAGCGUGUGUCUGAAACACAUCGAUCAUAUGAUGCCUUACAAUAUCCUAUCCUAUUUUGGCAAGGUGAAGACGGCUAUCAUUUUUCAAAUAAGAUGAUAAAUCCAGUUACAGGUGCUGAAACCGAACAAAAAAAGUUAGUUCAAUGAAUUAUUAUUCAUACAGACUGAUGGUUCGGGAAAAUGAGGACAAUCACAUCUUAAAGUGUCGGCGUCUAUUUCACCAAUAUGCUGUGGAUAUGUAUUAGAAAAUUGAAACUGAACGAUUGACAUUUAUCAGGUUGAACCAGGCAAAACUCCGUUCCGAGGAAUAUAUUCAUCUUCGGGAUGCCAUUAAUGCUGAUGGAAAUGCACAGAAUGUUGGCAGAACAACUAUUCUUCCAGCAACAUACGUCGGAAGCCCGCGACAUAUGCAUGAAUAUGCUCAAGAUGCUAUGUCCUAUUUACGACAUUAUGGCACACCAGAUUUGUUUAUCACAUUCACAUGCAAUCCAAAGUGGACAGAAAUUCAACAAGAAUUAUUUACUAGCCAAUCCCCUAUUGAUCGCCACGAUAUCACUGCAAGGUUGUUCAAAAUGAAAUUAAAAUCACUCAUGGAUUUUAUUGUUAAGCAUCGCGUGUUCGGCGAGACGCGUUGUUGGAUGUACUCAAUUGAGUGGCAAAAACGCGGAUUGCCACAUGCACAUAUCCUCAUUUGGUUGGUUGAGAGGAUAAGACCGAAUGAAAUUGAUAAUGUGAUAUCAGCAGAAAUUCCCGAUAAUAAUGAAGACCCACUGUUACAUGAGGUUAUUACAAAAAAUAUGAUACAUGGUCCAUGUGGAAUAUUAAAUCCAAUUUCUCCGUGUAUGGUUGAAGGAAAAUGUUCAAAACGCUA